Molecule: messenger RNA, 1410 nt
Organism: Suhomyces tanzawaensis NRRL Y-17324
Lineage: Eukaryota; Fungi; Ascomycota; Pichiomycetes; Serinales; Debaryomycetaceae
Exons: 1
Coding region: 322-1362 (346 amino acids)
Biological process (GO): regulation of cyclin-dependent protein serine/threonine kinase activity
Cellular component (GO): cyclin-dependent protein kinase holoenzyme complex; nucleus
Molecular function (GO): protein kinase binding; cyclin-dependent protein serine/threonine kinase regulator activity
Source: RefSeq, a predicted model, not a curated record
UCAACUCUCAACGCUAACCACGCGUGACAGACCCAUAUUCCUCCACCGUAACGUCUGGCCCUCACUUCUUGCCUAACUCGUUCCCAGUCAGCGCUGACCACUUUUUACGUCCUCGUUCCUGGCCUCUCCGCCUCGCUCCACGCUCCUUUUUUGAGCCCCAGAAAAAGACAAUACUGAUCUAAAAUACGAUCCAUCCUUGUGAUUCUUCGUGAUUCCCCAGACUCUAUUUGUGUUACUUGGCCCCUAUCAAAUCACAUUCUACACCUACCUACUUGCUGAGCACCAUCUCCUCGUUUGUUCCAGCCACCCCUCCUGCCACCCAUGACUUACUCCAAGGACAUAUCGGACAUACCGUUGAAACCGCCGGUGGAGACCUUCGUGGAUGAUCCCACCAGCUUGGACGAAUGCAGCAUUGACGAGCUCAUGUUUGACUUGACCCACGGAAUCAAAAACAUCAACAAGCUCCAUGUAUUCCAUGCAAUCCUAGUAUUAUCCCAAACCCUUCAAGACAUCAUCAAAUUGCAAGAACACCCCGCUUUGUUCGAACAGUUCAGAGCUACACAAUUGGCAAAGUUUGGCAUCGAACUUUCUGCAGUCAGGACCCCCGAAAUCGAUCAGAUCGGGCUAAUGAAGUACGGAAACUCUCACUCCUCAACCCCUCCGAGCUCACCUCCGUUAAAGUUCACCAAAUUAAAUGAACCUUCGAGCUUUUCGCUUGCGGAGAACGAUUUCGGCCAGUAUGCCGAGGCCACCCCAGAGUCCCAGGAUGAGGAGGGAGAAGAAGACGCCCCUUUUGUCCCAAUAGAGCAACUAGUCAAAUCCACUUCCUUAGACGAGGUAGAGACCCCUAUCGACUCGUCGUGCCCUGAGAGAUUCAGGAAGGAGUUCUUCUCGUGCCAAAAGAAUAAACGUUUGGUUCAGAACUCACAUCUCCUCAAAUCAUUCAAUUUAGUCAAGCUCCCACCAUUGCUGAUCACAGACUUUUUACUCCGUAUCAAGACUUAUUCUUCUUCUAUUUCAGUAUCGUCAUACAUUCACUCAGCAUUGUUGAUGUUCAAAUUAUCAGUAUUGCUUGAUAUAGUUCCAUUAACACAAAUGAAUGCAUAUCGCUUCAUAUUGGCAUCGAUACGUUGUUCCACCAAAAAUCUAGAAGAUGUUUAUCAGAAGCAGAAAUCGUUUGCUACAGUUGGGGGUGUUUCGCCGAAAGACUUGUUUAAGGUUGAGGUUGGUUUUCUCUACUUGUGCAAUUUCAAGUUGAUUAUUGGAGAGAGUUUAUUGAACCAAUUCCUAACUUCCCUGUUUCUUGACUUAAGAAACUUUUGCAUAGAACACUUUGAAAUCGAUAAGAAGCCAAAGGAUUAAUUAUAGAUAGAUACAGAAUGAAUGAACAGCUAGAAGUCUAGCAACGAC